AUGGUUUCCGCCUCAAAGGCCGCCCGUAUGGCCAAGCGCGCCGAUGACAAGAAGACCAAGAAGGGCACUGAGACCCCUGAUGAGGGCGAUCAGCCUGCCACCACCACCGAGAAGAUGAAGGAGGUUGAGAAGCUCACCUCUCAGAUGGACAAGCACGGUCUGUCCGAUCGUGUCACUACUGGUGUCCUGUCCUCUCUGCCAGCUUCUCGUGAUGUUAAGAUCACCUCCGCUUCCCUUGUGUUCCACGGCAAGGUCCUCGUCACCGACUCCACCCUCGAGCUUAACUUCGGUCGUCGUUACGGUCUCCUGGGUGAGAACGGAUGUGGAAAGUCCACCAUCCUCAAGUCCAUCGCCCAACGCGAGUACCCCAUCCCCGAGCACGUCGAUAUCUACCUUCUGAACGAGGGUGCUCCUCCCAGUGACCUCGGUGCCCUUGACUGGGUCGUCCGUGAGGCUGAGAACCAGCUUGCCGAUAUGGAGCGCAAGGCCGAGGAGAUUCUGGAGCACGACGGCCCUGAGUCUCCUAUCCUCGAGGAUCUGUACGACCGUAUGGACAAGAUGGAUCCCUCCACUUUCCACACUCGUGCCUCUCUCAUUCUGACUGGUCUUGGUUUCAACAAGGUCACCAUCUCAAAGAAGACCAAGGAUAUGUCCGGUGGUUGGCGUAUGCGUGUGGCCCUUGCCAAGGCCCUUUUCGUCAAGCCCUCCUUGCUUCUUCUCGAUGACCCCACUGCCCAUUUGGAUCUCGAGGCCUGUGUGUGGCUUGAGGAGUACCUGAAGAAGUGGGAGCGCACCCUUGUCCUUGUUUCCCACUCCAUGGAUUUCCUGAACGGUGUCUGCACCACUAUGCUUGACAUGCGUAUGCAGAAGCUUCUCUACUACGGUGGUAACUACGACUCUUACCACAAGACUCGCAGUGAGCAGGAGACCAACCAGAUGAAGGCCUACACCAAGCAACAAGAAGAAAUCACUCACAUCAAGAAGUUCAUUGCUUCCGCCGGUACCUACGCUAACUUGGUUCGUCAAGCCAAGUCCCGUCAGAAGAUUCUGGACAAGAUGGAGGCCGAUGGUUUCAUCCAGCCCGUCACUCCCGACCGUGUCUUCACUUUCCGCUUCGCUGAUGUCGAGAAGCUGCCCCCUCCCGUCCUGUCCUUCGACGAUGUCAGCUUCUCCUACUCCGGAGAGUGGUCCGAUACCCUGUACGAGCACCUCGACUUCGGUGUCGACAUGGAUUCCCGUACUGCCCUCGUCGGCCCCAACGGUGUCGGCAAGUCUACUCUGCUCAAGCUUAUGACCGGUGCCCUCAGCCCCAUUGGUGGCCGUGUCUCCCGUCACACUCACUUGAAGCUCGGUGUGUACAGCCAGCAUUCCGCUGAGCAGCUGGACCUCACCAAGUCCUCCUUGGAGUUCGUCCGCGACAAGUUCCCCGAGAAGUCCCAGGACUACCAGUACUGGCGUCAGCAGCUGGGCAAGUACGGUCUCAGUGGUGAGUCCCAGACCGCCAUCAUGGGUACUCUGUCCGAGGGACAGAAGUCCCGUAUCGUGUUCGCCCUGCUUGCCAUUGAAUCCCCCAACAUGAUUCUGCUGGAUGAGCCUACUAACGGUCUCGAUAUCCCUACCAUUGACUCUUUGGCCGAUGCUAUUAACGCCUUCCACGGUGGUGUCGUUGUCGUGUCUCACGAUUUCCGUCUUCUUGACAAGAUCGCCAAGGACAUUAUGGUCUGCGAAAACAAGACUAUCCGUCGCUGGGACGGAAGCAUUGGCUUGUACAAGAAGCACCUGCGUGACAAGAUGUUGUCUGCCGGCGCUGUCUAA
Penicillium angulare is the source of this 1815-nucleotide messenger RNA. RefSeq names its product ATP-binding cassette family ATPase ARB1. Gene Ontology annotation, molecular function: ATP binding; ATP hydrolysis activity. NCBI's taxonomy places the organism in Eukaryota, Fungi, Ascomycota, Eurotiomycetes, Eurotiales, Aspergillaceae. Bases 1 to 1815 code for a protein of 604 amino acids. The record is from RefSeq and is a predicted model, not a curated record. The transcript has 2 exons.